Molecule: messenger RNA, 1835 nt
Organism: Labrus mixtus (cuckoo wrasse)
Lineage: Eukaryota; Metazoa; Chordata; Actinopteri; Labriformes; Labridae
Gene: psph
Product: phosphoserine phosphatase
Exons: 6
Coding region: 16-852 (278 amino acids)
Biological process (GO): dephosphorylation; L-serine biosynthetic process
Cellular component (GO): cytoplasm
Molecular function (GO): magnesium ion binding; L-phosphoserine phosphatase activity
Source: RefSeq, a predicted model, not a curated record
ACAGUUCAUGUCGUCAUGGAAUCGAGCCAGCGGGUAGUGGGCGGUCCUUCAAAACUGCUUCGCUCUGAUUGGUCCAUCACCCAGUGCUUCUUCUCUUUAGUGAACCCAUUGAGUGGUCGGCUAAUGCUGAAGCUGCUAGUAGUGCCUUAUCAACGCUGCACACACCACACGAUGUCUUCACUUUCACAGACAAAGGAACUCUUCAGGAGAGCAGAUGCUGUCUGCUUCGAUGUGGACAGCACAGUUAUCAAAGAAGAAGGCAUAGAUGAACUUGCCAAAUUUUGUGGUGUGGGGGAUGCAGUCACUGAAAUGACACGCAAAGCCAUGGGUGGCUCCAUGACGUUUAAAACUGCGCUUACGGAGCGUCUCUCCAUCAUCCGAUGCUCCAGAGAACAAGUGAACAAACUUAUUACAGACCACCCACCUCAGCUGACUCCAGGUAUUAGGGAGCUCGUGGACCGUCUACACCAGCGCAACAUAAAGGUGUUUCUCAUCUCAGGCGGCUUCCGCUGCAUCGUUGAACAUGUGGCCACUCAGCUAAACAUUCCUCUACAUCACGUCUACGCCAACCGGCUCAAGUUCUACUUCAACGGAGAGUAUGCUGGUUUUGAUGAGAGUCAGCCCACAGCUGAGAGUGGCGGAAAAGGGAGGGUCAUCAGCAUGCUGAAGGAGCAAUACGGCUUGAAGACCGUAGUGAUGAUUGGAGACGGAGCCACUGAUCUAGAGGCCUGUCCUCCUGCGAGUGCAUUCAUUGGAUUUGGAGGAAACGUCAUCAGGCCGCAAGUUAAAGAGAGGUCUUUGUGGUACGUCACAAGUUUUGGGGAGCUGCUAAAGGAGCUUGAGAAGAUCUAAGAUGCUACAAUAGUGUUUUCCUAACCCUUUUUUACUAUUAUUGCACCAGAGGGUGUGCCUCUGGGUUUAACUUGGUGCACUUUUUUCCUUUUCACUCUGCAUAGAUUUCUACAAUGACUCAAAAUGUCAACUCUAGCCAGACACAUUUUACCUUCAUGGGGAUGUUAACUGUUGAUUUUUAUAGUAGAAGACACUAAACAAAACACCACACACAAUGUCUGUGUGGGGAUUAAGAAAUAUUAUUUUUGAUGUUUCUGCACUUUCUAAGUCUUUAGACAAACUUACACGAUUCCUUAAUGUUACGGCAAGUGCAAUGAGUGAUCGAGAUGUUCUAAUUCAGUAUGAAUGCUAAGAGCUGUAACCAGACAUGUCAAUGAGUGUGUUAAGAACAUCAGAAUAAAAAUAACAUGUUAUCCAAGUCGCUGUUUGAACUCUUUUAAUUGGUUGUAACUUUCUUGUCCUUCCCUCACUGUACUCCAUGAACUGAGGGGAAAAAAAGAUAUACAUGCUUCCUUUUGACAACUCUGAUUAUUCAAUAUACAGCAGCACAAGUUGGUGCUAGACUCACUCAGCCACUCGUAGACAACAUUUCCAGAGCUUCUGAAGCAAUGGUCAUACUCCUUUUAAAACAUGUUGAAUAAAAACCGUCUUUAAAAUCAGGCAUGUCGUCUUCACAAGACUAAAAGUAGAAGCCAUAGACAUGAACACAGCACCAUGAAACAUCAACAUUAUCGAACAGGACACAGAGGAAGAGCCAGAAAAAAAACCCCACAACUGAAAGGUGUAGUUUGCAACAAAAAAAGGAAAGAUCUAUCAGAAUCAAAUCUGAAAUUUCGAGAUUUACAUUCCACACCAUUUCAGACUUAAUAAUAGUUUUAUUAUAUAUAGAGGCUUUCUCUCAUCACUCUGAACUAACAUGGCUUUUCUUUUAGUUGUGAAACUCAGUACACGUUUAACUUUUUUUUCCUCCAAAUUGACAUAAA